AGGGAGUCGGCGCGUGGGCUCGAGCCACGUGCGGGCCUGCCGCUGCAGCCUCGCUCCUUUGGCCCUCAGAAGGAGCCUCUGGGUCACCUCCCUCCACUUGGCCUGCGUGUCCAGCCCCCAAGUUCUGGGCCAAGAGCCCCAGGACCACCGCUGGGACACACGAGUUCCAUCAGACCACCGGAGCUGUGCAGGUGGCCAAGCGUCCCUGCCAGGCCAGGGGCUGCCUGCGUUCCCAUCAGGAGGGACUGCCAGGGACCUGCCCUCAUGGCGAGGGGGACUGGACACUGGUCCACCUGCCCCACACUAGAGCUGAGCGGCCACAGCGCUCAGCCCACGGUGAAGGGUAUUCUCAGGAAAGCCACUUACCUCUGCACGCCAGCGUGUGGUCAGGGGCUUGGGGCUCAGUGCUGGACAACUGACCCUGGGAGCCCAGCCUCUCCAGGCGCAGCAGCUCCCCUGUCCGUGCCCGCGGGCCUGCCCCAGGCCAGUCGGGGACCCAGAGGUCCCUGAGGCAGGGGAGGGCGUGGACUCCUGCAGGCCCCGGCCUCCCUCAUCAGGCGGGAGCUGCUCUGGCCUGGCAGCUGUCCUCGCAGACGACAACGUCCCUUGGGAACACGUGUGUCCACUGUCCGGGCCUUCCAGCCCCGGAGGCGUGCUUGCUGUCCCCAGGCACCCUGCGGGUCCCCGCAGACUACCUCCACCUCUGCAGGUGGCCGCUGGCUCUACACGGGGCCCUGAGUGGCAUUCCCAAAUCUAGGACUUCCCCUCCCUCCUCCCGAGAAGGCUGCCUGCCACAGGGCCUGAAGGGGCAAAGGGCGGGGCAAAGGGCGGGGCUUCGGCUCACAGCUCUAGUGCUCCGAGGGGCCUGACUCGCUGGCAGCCCCCUCCGUGGCCCCCCUGCCUGUCCUCUUGGAGUCAGGAGCUGUGGUCACGGCGGUCGGGCUUCCCGGUCUCCUCCGAGUUCUGGCCGGGGGGGCCCCGAGUCUCCCCACACCAGCAUCCGCUUGGCACCGGCCCGGGUGGGCCUUGGUCAUCCUCAGCAGGAUGCAAACCUGCCGGACCGGCCCGGCAGGGGGGCGGCGUCAGUCCCAGACACGGGCACACCUGCUCCGCGCGCCUUUGGAGGCAGAGUGUCGUGUGACCCACUGCGUCUUGGGUCACUCAACAGGCAUAGCGUUGCCACUGGGUCCCCGAGGGCCCCGCCAAGAGGGGACACCUGUGUCAGGAGUCUGGGAGGUCCCCAGUGGCCAGGGGCCAGCUGGGCCCCAGCUGUGCACUGUCCCCAGCACUGAAGUUGGAGCCUAUUGCGACUGCAGCCUGGGCCUCAGCCGAGAGGCCCUCAUCGCCUUGCUCGUGGUGCUGGCGGGCAUCAGCGCCAGCUGCUUCUUUGCACUCGUCAUCGUGGUUAUCGGCGUCCUCCGGAGCAAGGGUGAAACGUGCCCCGAAACCACGGACAGCCGGACGGUGGAGCACUACGGGGUCCAGGAGGAUCACAUGGACCUGCAGACGGUGCACAUGGAGUCCCACCUCAUGGAGCCCCUGCAGAUGGAGCAGGUGGAGCCCCACCUCAUGGAGCCUGAGCUGCAGGUCGCCCUGAUGCCGCCCCUAGAGGGCCACAGCCUCAUGACCAUCCCCAUGGACCCCUCCCUGACUCUGGAGAAGCACCCCCCACCGGAGUGGAGCUGUGGGCAGCUGGAGGAGGGGGAUUAA
Phyllostomus hastatus (greater spear-nosed bat) is the source of this 1710-nucleotide messenger RNA. RefSeq names its product transmembrane protein 210 (gene TMEM210). Lineage: Eukaryota; Metazoa; Chordata; Mammalia; Chiroptera; Phyllostomidae. The record is from RefSeq and is a predicted model, not a curated record. The transcript has 4 exons. Bases 1045 to 1710 code for a protein of 221 amino acids.